AUGGCGACGGCUCUCUCUUCCAUAUUGCCGGCGGUGGUGGCGGCACACAGUACUGUCUCCCCUUCGAAAGCUCAUAAGCCUCCGGCAACUCUGCGGUUCCUCAAACCAUUUAAUCGGCCCCUCGUUCCCUCUAUUCACCGAAGAUCACCAAUUUCAGCUAGUGCUGCGGCCACCGUGGAAGAUGAACGGCAAAACGAUGAAGAGUCAGUAAGCAUUGACGUCCUUAGACGCUUCAUUAACCUCAACUUGGGCUAUUGGACCGGCUAUUUCCAUCAAUUCGAUUGCAAUGGGGAUUUGUUGCAUAAAAUUAGCACGAAGCUCAGUGCGAGUUCGUAUGGGGAAGAUGAACUCAUGAGCUUGAUUCAAUCGUUAUACAUCAAGCAGCCUCCUCUAAGCACUUCAGACCCUGAAGAAUGGUUCGAGUACAAAAUUAAAGAAACCAACAUGUUCACAGUUGACAAAUAUCAACAAAUUUGUUUUUUCCCUAUAGAGAAGGCAUUUGCAUUGAGAUACCAGACAGCUGGAAUGUUGGAAACAGUGAUAAGACAAGGGGUGUUAGGUGAAGAUGACACUGGUGAAGAAUCGCCCAGGAAUUUGAAGCUUCCUUCUCGACGGCCGGCAAUUGUAUGUGAAAACUGCAUCUUUUCAUUUGAAAAAGAUGUGAGAGUGAGAGCUUUCCAUAUAAUGAACCCACAGGGCAUACUCGAAAUGCUUCUGUUAUUCCUGGAAGAAAGAGGAAGCAAAGAUAAUCCUCAUCCUUCCUUUGACGAGUCUAAGGAUUUGGACAGGAUUACUCCACAUUUGGGUACGUGGAAGGGUCGCUCUAUAACCAAACGCAGUGGAGUUUAUGGAGCCACAAUAGCCGAAGCCAGUACGGUAGCUACACUUGAAAUUAAUGGGGAUGGUCAGCUUGCCCAGGAGGUAAGAUGUACAUCAGAUGGUGGUGAUGUAACGACAUCUGUAAGCUGGAUGGGUUCAAUUUGUAACAACACGAUCAGCUUUGAUGGUGGUUACAAGUUUACGUUGUUGCCGGGUGGGAUCUACAUGGGAUGCCCUUCUGAUAUUGCAAAGAGCGUGCAAGAAUCAAUGUGCUUUCAUUUGGAGCUAUGUUGGGCUGAGUCGACUGUCAAGAGACAGAGACUGGUCCGGACGUACGAUGCAGAAGGGUUAGCAGUCUCAUCAACAUACUUUUGCGAAACUAAACAAUGA
This is a messenger RNA of Striga hermonthica, 1209 nucleotides long. NCBI's taxonomy places the organism in Eukaryota, Viridiplantae, Streptophyta, Magnoliopsida, Lamiales, Orobanchaceae. The record is from the annotation of a GenBank genome assembly.